UAUUUGUAUCCGAACGUGGGGAGGUAUAGGGAGGAAAUAAUUGGAAAUAUGUAAUCCUUAAAAUUUGGAGAGAAUUUAGAUCAAAGCUUAUAAAAUUUAGAGAAAAAAUGCGAGAGAAAGAACGUUUAACUAGAGAAUGUUUAAUUCCAUAUUCUGAACUACAAAAUAUAAAGGAACUAAAAAGUAAUGAAGAUAUGAGAAGUUUAGAAGCAAAUAAAAGUUUAAAAAGUUUACAAAGUAGCCAAUCUGGCAGUACAAAAUUAACAAGUAUGGAUGAUAAAAAAUUGGAAACAGAAAAUUAUGCACAUUUUUUAUAUAAUAGAGAAGUUGUUUUUGCUAUUAAAUAUCAAGUUAGAGUUAGAAUAUUUAAUGAAGAUUUUGUACUUUUGAGAAAGCUUCGUCAAUUAGAUCAUGAUAAUUUAAAUAAAUUCUGUGGGCUUUGCACAGAUGCUCCAAUACUAUAUGGUAUUUGGAAACAUUGCCAAAGAGGCAGUCUAAAGGAUUUAAUCGCCAAAGAACAAUACUUGAGUGAUGCUUUUGUUAUGUUUACUUUGAUGCAGGAUAUAGCCAAUGGUUUAAUAGUUUUACAUCAAUCAUCCAUAGGAGUACACGGAAUGCUUUCCUCCGAGAAUUGUUUAAUUAAUGAUCGUUGGCAAGUAAAGAUUAGCGAUUUUGGAUUGAAUAUGAUUAGAGAAAGUCAACCAAUGUCAAAAAGAAAAUUAUUGUGGACAGCACCAGAAUUAUUAAGAGAAAAUAAUCGGAAAGGAACAAAAGAAGGAGAUGUUUAUAGUUUUGCUAUAAUUUGUUGUGAAUUAGUUAAUAGAGAAACUGUUUGGAAUGGAGUUGAAAGAGAAGAUGAUGUUGAUGAAAUUCUUUACCGACUAAGACGAUCAAACGUGGCAAUCCCACACCGACCUCAAUUGCAUCCUCGAGAGGAAAUUAAUCAAAAUUUCUUACAUUUGGUCCGUGAUUGUUGGAGUGAAAAUCCUCCUGAACGUCCAAAAAUUGACCAAGUUCGCUCAAUGCUUAAACAAAUGGUCAGCGAUGGCAAUAAAAAUUUAAUGGAUUAUGUUUUUGGAAUGUUAGAGCAAUAUGCAAAAGUUGAAGAAAGAACUAGAGAAUUAGUUGAAGAAAAAAGAAAAAGUGAUAUUCUUUUAUACAGAAUGCUUCCAAAACAAGUUGCCGAAAAAUUAAAAUUGGGGGAAUACGUCGAGCCAGAACAAUUUAUGGCAGCUACAAUCUUCUUUUCUGAUGUUGUCUCAUUUACAACUUUAGCUAGUAAAUGCACACCUCUUCAGGCAAAAUCUCAUUUAGUUUUAGUAGUAAAUUUAUUGAAUGGACUUUACACUUCGUUUGAUGGUAUUAUUGACACCCAUGAUGUUUAUAAAGUUGAAACUAUCGGGGAUGGUUAUUUAGUUUGUUCUGGAAUUCCUCGGAAAAAUGGAAAUGACCAUGCUAAGGCAAUUGCUGAACUAUCUUUUGCUUUCCUGCGUACAGUAUCAACAUUUAGAGUUGACCAUUUGCCAAAUGAACGUGUUAAUUUACGUAUUGGAAUACAUACUGGACCAGCAGUAGCUGGAGUUGUUGGAUUGGCAAUGCCUCGUUAUUGCUUAUUUGGAGAUACAGUAAAUACUGCUAGUAGAAUGGAAUCUAACGGAAGACCUGGACGUAUCCAUAUAUCAACCACAACUAAUCAUUAUUUAACUAACAUAAUUGGAGGAUAUGUAACAGAACCUAGAGGAGAAGUAAUUAUUAAAGGAAAAGGAGUUAUGGAAACAUUUUGGCUACUUGGACAUUCGGGAGAUUCUCAUUACUUUUCAGGUACAGGUGUAGCAAACACAGAUCGUGACACUCCAGAACCAGUUUAA
Messenger RNA from Meloidogyne enterolobii, 1868 nucleotides. The record is from the annotation of a GenBank genome assembly. Lineage: Eukaryota; Metazoa; Nematoda; Chromadorea; Rhabditida; Meloidogynidae.